AUGUCUAAAUGGGAGAGUUAUUCCCGAAACGGAUUGAGUAUCGCUUCUACUGUAACUUCUGUGGGCUUUACUGCGGCUAAGUUGGGCACGAAAGUCGGAUUUGGAAUCGCUCGAGGUGUGUCUUCGACCGUUGCUGUCAUAGCAGGGUAUCCCUUUGGGGUUGGUCUUGCGCUUGGGGGAGCAGUGUCCGUCGUGUUUUCGCUUGCUGAACACAUUGCACUUGCUCCAAUUCUAUUGGGGGAAACACUUGCGUCGACCUCUCUAGUCGCAGCUGAAUCUUCUAUUGAUGUUCUCAGCGCCAUCUUCCCUGGCAGUGAUGAAGCGUCCUUCUCACUCGCGUCUUUCGUCGCACUUGUAAAGCGUGAAUGGAAUGAGCCGGCGUACUGGGAGAAGCUACCGCAGGAGCGCUAUAGCGUGACCGAAAUCGCCACGGCUCUCGUGGCUUGGGGCGCUCUGCAAGGCGUCACACAUGAGUGGAAAGAGAAGAUGUGGUUCAAAGAUCUCAAGGAGAUCGACGUAAAUGAGAUAGACGACGAGAAUUCACCGUUCAGGGAACGCAAGGAAUCACGUAUUAGGAUUACGAGCGACAUGACACGGAACGUCGGGCAAAUUAUUACGGCCGAGAUCGAGGAAAUUGAGCCGCCCUCGAGACCUACCAAUCUGCGCGCUGCUAGUACUCAAACACGGUCACAAUCGUUCGUAGCUCAGAACAAGCUCAAGUCGAAUCUUCGCCGCUUUUCCAAAAUGGUACUGGCUGGCUAUGGCGGCGCUGGACUUAUAUUCUUUGGCGUCUCAUUUACUCCGCCACUACCGUCUGUCCCGAAGUUUUCCAAUCCUCUUCAUGACAAUGCGAGUACAGCAGAAGAACAUGCCCUCGCGAACGCUGUUGACGCCUCCGAACGCGAGGCUUCUUCAUCUUUCCGCCAUCCAGCUCCAGCUCCGGACACUCAGCCUCCGCCGAAAUAUUCUUGGUGGAACGUUCUACUUGGGCGCCAUGAUCGCGAAAUAUUCGAGGGAUAUGCAUUCACUCCGGCGACAGUGCGUGAGGGUACGAGUAAACGUCGACGUCGGAGCAAGAAAGCUGAGGAGGAUAAACCUAUGACUGCAGUCAUCGGCGCUGAGAAGCACAUGCCUCGCUUCUGGGUACUAACGGAUCACGGACGCAGACAGGUUGUUCUCGUUUUCCGGGGGACGAUGUCCAUCAAUGAGCUCGCUGUUGACCUCACUUGUGACCCGGAACCGUUCUCACCCGCAAGUCCAGAUGAUCCAUUGGACGAUGGAGUGGAAAGUGAACAGAAAGUAGACGGGUUGCCUUCAGUCAUGAUGCCAGGGUCACUUCCUUUUCCUUCUUUUGCGCCGCCAAAACACGGACGCAAUCGAACGGAUUCGAACGUGUCGAAGAGCGAGGAUGGAAUGCCUCCCGAUCGCGAGACUUAUGAUGUACAUGGAGGGAUGCUCCGAAUGGCGAGGGUGAUGGGUGCAAGAGGAAAGCCCGUUCAUCGUGCUGUUCAGCAAGCAUUGUACAAGAACAAGCUGAUCCUAACCGGACACAGCCUUGGCGCAGGUGUCUCUGCUCUCCUCGCUCUCACGUGGGCGAACCCCGAAACAUGCCUUACCGUCCCGUCGAGUGGACUUCCGGUCGGACGAAGGGUUUCCGCAUAUUGCUUUGCUCCACCCUGUCUCGUUUCUCCCGCAUUAUCAAAUCUCUCAAGGCGCCUCGUCACCUCCUUCACGUACUCGCACGAUGUUGUUUCAAGGUUAUCACUCGGCUCUGUCCGAGAUAUGAAUGCUGUUGCGGCAUGGCUUUGCGAGGCAAAUAAAGGCGGUAGUGAGGAAGGGUAUGCGGCUGUUACGAAACGCGCGUUGAAGUGGCGCGCGGGAUAUGGAAGACAUGAGGAUCCCGACUGGUUUUUGUCGAUGCGGAAGACAUUAGAGGCGAACAUGGUUAUGGCCGACUUGUUUCCACCCGGACGGGUCUUGUGGGCGAUAAGAGAUGGAGAUUUACACCCUUCGCAUAGAUUAUCCGCCUCCGGUUGUUCGGGCGCUGCUGUGGAGAGCAAUGCCGAGAACAAAGUGCGAUUCUUUGAUGUACUUGAUGUCGAGAAGGUCUUUGGGCAGAUUAUAUUUGCUAGGGAUAUGUUAAGUUCGCAUUUACCGCAUCAAUACGAUCGAGUGUUGCAUGAGCUACUCUAGGUUGGACUAAUUUGUACAAUGGCGUUUGUACUCUACGUUGCUGUUCUAUUGAACUAGAGGAGACUAAACCAUAGCUCAUACCAUACCAUACUUAUUCCCUUUUAUUGAUAUGCUUCGCUUUUACUAUGCUGUAUUUCUGCUUGAUAUUCACUGUAUCG
Molecule: messenger RNA, 2351 nt
Organism: Fomitiporia mediterranea MF3/22
Lineage: Eukaryota; Fungi; Basidiomycota; Agaricomycetes; Hymenochaetales; Hymenochaetaceae
Exons: 8
Coding region: 1-2193 (730 amino acids)
Biological process (GO): lipid metabolic process
Source: RefSeq, a predicted model, not a curated record